AUGACACCUCCGCGCCCAGUGAUGAUUAUGGCGGCCAUGUUGGCCCUUACGUCGAUGGCAGUGGCUGGAGGUGGAGGCGGAUAUGGUGGCGGCGGAGGAGGUGGUGGAUUUGGCGGAGGACAUGGAGGUGGUGGAUUCGGAGGUGGUGGAUUUGGCGGAGGACAUGGAAGUGGUGGAUUUGGUGGAGGAAACGGAGGUCAUGGAGGCAGUGGUUUUGGAGGUAGCAACUCCGGAGGCUACGGAGGAAGCAACGGAGGCGGAAGUGUAGUCGCAGGAGUCUUGGUUGGCAGCGGGUCCCUUCCGAGCGGCGGCGGAGGCGGAUACGGAGGCGCAAGCGGAGGCGGUUUCGGAGGUGGAAGUGGAGGCGGUUUCGGAGGCAGCUUUGGAGGAGGACAUGGAGGCAGCUUCGGCGGUGGAAAUGGAGGCGGUUUCGGAGGUGGCUUUGGGGGCGUCGGAGGUGGUCACGGAGGCAGCUUCGGAGGUGGAAAUGGAGGCGGUUUUGGUGGCGGAAGCGGAGGCAGCGGCUACGGAAAAUAA
Penaeus chinensis is the source of this 537-nucleotide messenger RNA. RefSeq names its product glycine-rich cell wall structural protein-like. The transcript is spliced from 2 exons. Lineage: Eukaryota; Metazoa; Arthropoda; Malacostraca; Decapoda; Penaeidae. Bases 1 to 537 code for a protein of 178 amino acids. The record is from RefSeq and is a predicted model, not a curated record.